Molecule: messenger RNA, 1500 nt
Organism: Amphimedon queenslandica
Lineage: Eukaryota; Metazoa; Porifera; Demospongiae; Haplosclerida; Niphatidae
Exons: 3
Coding region: 223-1500 (425 amino acids)
Source: RefSeq, a predicted model, not a curated record
AAGACACUAAAGUCUCCUCCCCCAGUAGCACCUAAACCAAGAUCAUUAUCACAAAGUGGACGAUUUCAACUAUUGUCAUCAGCAGAAAAACCACGUCGAUCAUCACUACCUACACAACCUCCACCAAUAGCACCUAAACCAUGUCGAACUGCACAACCUCCUCCAAUAGCACCUAAACCACACUGGCCAUCAAUAACUAAAAAUCUGUCAUCAUUCAAACCAAUGGAAGGAUCAAUGUCACCAGAAUAUAUUACAAUGAAAGAGAUGUUAGCUGAUCUUAUCGAUCUGUUGGCAGGAAAUGCUCCAGUUAUUUCUCAGUUAAAUAAUCAUCUCUUUUCAUCUGAUCUCAUUCCUAAAGCAGUACAUGUUACUGUUGAAAGUACUGCAGGACUCACUCCUUAUGAUAGAGCUAAUAAAAUACUCUCUUCAGUACUAGCAACACUUGAGUGUCAUCCUAAUCCUAACAGUGUGUUCCCUUCUCUUAUUACUUCACUACAGAAAGUGGGACUAAAGAGCAUGGCAUCUAAGCUAAUGAAAAAAUUAAAAAUGAAAGGUGGUCAUGUUGAUCCUAAUCUAAAGCAGCAACCAUCAGUCAGUAAGGGACCACUUCAACCAGUGGAUGUCACUGCACAAUCUCACACACCACAGCCAAUAAUCACUGGAUCACAAUCAUCUACUGCUACUACUGUCAUUGAGCUCAGUUCAAAGAGUGAAGUUGCUGCCAAUAUUAAAAGUCUUCAUUCUUGUUUUGCAUCUCUUGAUUCUAAUAUAAGAGAUGAGUUUGAGGAGCUGGUGGAAAAGGGUAAAGUGAAGCUUAAAGCUGUAGCUAGGAGUGCAGCAGCUUAUUUAAGCAUUCAAGUAUCCAGUUUAAAAUAUGGCAACGUUGAUGAACUAUUUGAUUCUCUUCAGCCUCAUUAUGACUUCUUCAGUUGUGGCGGUGUACUUCAACACUUGACAGACACUUACCUUUCAACUGCACAAACUGAACUAACUCAAUACAUUGAAAGUAUUGAUACAUUCUCAGAAUCAUCACAAUUGAAGCACAUACGAUCAACAAUCAAAGAGAAAUUAUCAUCAUUACCAGCAGCAGCCUCACCAACCACUAGUGAUCAAACAAAACCAGUCAUUAUUAAACUGAAUGACAGAUGGGAAGAAAUGACAAUAAGUAAACUCAAGACAUCUCUUAUUGAUGCCAUCAAUAACAAAACAAACUCAAUGAGUAGAUUAGGAAUAUUGGAAGUUGCUGUUGACAAUAAAGCAAUUCCUAUCAGAAGAAAGGAUGAUAACAAUUUUGACGUUUCACUCCAUGAAUCAGUUAAAGCUUGUGAAUUUUUUGAAGUAUCAAUGCUACUUCAGUUAGGAGCUGAUCCUAACAGUAAAGAUGAGAGAGGAAAGAGUGCAGUAGAGAUAGCUAAGCAAAGAGGACACACUCAAAUGAAGCAAAUACUAUUAACUGGUGGAGGUGAGUUAUUUGAUACUAAUAUUAACACACACACAUAA